AUAGUAGCUUACAAAUCCAUCCAAACGCGGCCUUAAAUCACUCCUAGUUGAGUUUCUAAAAAAACCUUCCACUGUGUGUGUAGUGUGUGUGUUGUGAGUUCUUGGAUAAUGUUGUUAACAGUGAGGCAAAUUUCUUCUUCUCUUUGCUCCACCGCUUCUCUCUCACACACUUCCCUCUCAAAAAACCGUUCUUUUUCCGACAAACCUCCUCGUAACUAUGUCGUCAGAAACCACCGCAGCUCUACUUGCAGAGCCACUCUCACCGUCCACAGAAACAACGGCGCCGCCGCCACCACCGCCGGCAAACGGAGCCACGAAACCUCCGUAUUUGACCCGCUUGGAAUAAAUCCAGACGGACUAUCCGAUUUAAAAACUGCAUGGGAAAGUGUUCUACAAAUAUUUUCCGAAACACUAAAUAGUACCUCCGGCACAAGAAAAGACAAAUCCUCAUCAACACGAGGAGCCGCAGCUGCUAUCGAAGACACGAGCAUCGAUUUUGGAGAUUUUUUCAAGGGCCCACUUCCUGGAAAAUUCCUCAAGCUUCUGGGAUUUUUAGCACUCUCUCGACUCGGAAUAUAUAUACCACUUGGCGGUGUAAAUAGAGAGGCUUUUGUGGGUAAUUUGGAUUCAAACAGCUUAUUGGGUACUUUGGAUUCGUUUUCCGGAGGGGGUAUUGGUCGACUUGGGAUAGGCUCUCUUGGUAUAGUGCCGUUUAUCAAUGCGCAGAUCGUUUUUCAGCUUCUUACUCAAAUAUAUCCUAAGUUGCAAGAACUUCAAAAACGAGAAGGCGAGGCUGGGAGAAAGAAAGUAUUGCAGUAUACUCGCUAUGCUUCGGUUGGAUUUGCGGUUGUGCAGGCGAUCGGCCAAGUACUGUUUCUUCGUCCUUACGUGAACGAUUUCAGCACGGAGUGGGCUAUUUCUUCGAUUAUAAUGUUGACACUCGGCUCGGUUUUCACGACCUACAUUGGAGAAAGAAUUACCGAUUUAAAAAUCGGAAACGGUACCUCGCUUUUGAUUUUCACGAAUAUAAUAUCGUAUCUUCCAGCUUCGGUUGGACGGACGGUUUCUCAAGCAUUCGGAGACGGCAAUUAUGUCGGACUUGGCGGCAUAGCCGUUUCCUUCUUCUUGCUCGUUCUUAGCAUUGUAUACGUUCAGGAAGCAGAGAGGAAAAUACCACUUAAUUAUGCCUCGAGAUAUACCGGUGGAGGUGGGGGGCUUCAGAAAUCCGCUUACUUGCCGUUUAAGGUUAAUAGUUCUGGGGUGAUGCCAAUCAUCUUCUCUACUUCAUCAUUGGCUCUUCCAGGAACUCUUGCCCGAUUUACCGGCAUCAGUUUUCUAAAGAAGGCUGCUGUAGGUUUAAAUCCCGGGGGUUCACUAUACUUGCCAACGAACAUUCUGAUGAUAGCCUUCUUCAAUUACUACUACACGUUUCUGCAAUUGGACCCCGAUGAUGUCAGCGAACAGUUGAAGAGGCAAGGUGCGUCGAUCCCGCUUGUCCGGCCCGGAAAAAGUACCGCCCAAUAUAUCAAAACGGUUCUGAGUCGGAUAUCGGUACUGGGUUCGGUCUUUCUGGCGAUUCUUGCAGCUGGUCCAGCUGUCAUCGAACAGGCAACACACUUGACGGCUUUUAGGGGGUUUGCGGGUACUUCGGUUCUAAUUCUCGUCGGUUGUGCGACUGAUACUGCUAGAAAAGUUCAGGCGGAGAUUAUUUCGCAGAAAUACAAGACGAUUGAGUUUUACGACUCCGACAAAUAUUGAACAGAAAUUGCACAUAACAACACCUGUAAUGAAUUGAUACAUACAACAUUUGAUUUAAGAUGGUGAUGGUUCUUUUGUAAAUUUUGCAGUUUUUGUUCGGAAGGUCUGUUUGAAUAUAGCUUCUAAUUUUGCUAUAAUUUUGAGAUAUUUUUUUUGCUUCAUUAA
This is a messenger RNA of Erythranthe guttata (spotted monkey flower), 1923 nucleotides long. RefSeq names its product SECY homolog 1 (gene SCY1). The record is from RefSeq and is a predicted model, not a curated record. Gene Ontology annotation, biological process: protein transport. NCBI's taxonomy places the organism in Eukaryota, Viridiplantae, Streptophyta, Magnoliopsida, Lamiales, Phrymaceae. Gene Ontology annotation, cellular component: membrane.